This is a messenger RNA of Racocetra persica, 146 nucleotides long. NCBI's taxonomy places the organism in Eukaryota, Fungi, Glomeromycota, Glomeromycetes, Diversisporales, Gigasporaceae. The record is from the annotation of a GenBank genome assembly.
UCUUUAACAAUAUCUGGAUACUUACUUUCAAAAUAUCGUGUAAUGGUUGACAAUGAGGUAUCUGGUGCCUAUUUAUUAGCUUCUUUUACACUAGGUAUAUCUUUACAUGGUUCACAAACACAAAAACCAUCUUUGUGUACUUCUAA